Messenger RNA from Rotaria sp. Silwood1, 3576 nucleotides. The record is from the annotation of a GenBank genome assembly. Lineage: Eukaryota; Metazoa; Rotifera; Eurotatoria; Philodinida; Philodinidae.
AUGGCAUUCUCAGCUCAUUUUACUCAAUAUGACCGUCAACAAGAAAUUCCAGUUGAAAAUUUGGAAAAUCUACCGAUUUACUAUCGAGUCUGUUGCAAAUUUUUUCCGAAAGAUUAUGAUGAAGAAACUUGUGUAUGUAAUCGAAAAAAAUACAAAAAUCAUAUCAAAGAAGGCAAGGAAAGAAAAUGGGACAUAACGACUCAUACGAAACAAAUUAGAAAUACUGUUUAUUAUGGUCGACUCGAAAAUAAUGCUUUAUUUGUUCGUCUUGAUAUAGAAACUAAGUUAGACACAAUUGAAAAUCUUCUUUUUAAAUUUUGGAAAAUUCCUAAACCCACAUUGAUUAUGUCAAUUAUUGGUGGUACGAAAAAUUUUUCAUUAACAGAUCGACUUGAAUUAAAGUUUCUUAAUAGUAUUAUUAAUAUUUGUAUUAAAUCAAAAGUAUGGAUGAUUACGAAUGGGUUCGAUACUGGUAUUGUUCAACUUGUUGGACGAGCAAUUAAGAAAGCUCAAUUAAAACAAUCAGAUAAAGUGAUUGCUAUUGGUAUUUGUAAAUGGGGUAGUAUAAAAGAUGUGAAAGCUCUAACAAAACAGUAUUUAUUUUAUCCAUAUUUAGCUACUGCUGUCACGAUUGUAGUUGAAGGCGGUUUUGAUACUAUACAAAAUAUAUAUUAUGACUUAAGAAAUCAUAUUCCCGUUGUUAUUAUUAAUGGUAGUGGUCGUGUUGCGGAUUUUUUUAGUCGCUGGUUAUUGUCUAUGAAACAUUUAAAAAAAGACCGUUACCGUGGUACAGUGGUAUAUGAAAUCGAUGAACUAAGUGUAACAAAGGUCACGCAAUUCAGUUCUGAAAAUAAAAAACAACAAAAAUCAAGAACGAGCAUUGGUAUAGAUGCUAAGAUUGAUGUUAAUGCCUCUAAAACGACGCUUCAUGAACUAUUUGAAGAAUUUAAUGAAGAACUUGAAAUAGAUUUAAAAGAUAUUCUUGAUGGUGACAAUGAUUUGCAAAACAGAAAAAGUCUAAAUUUAAAAAUUGACAAGAAUAAGAAUGAAAAAAGACUAGCAGAUGCACUUAAUCAAGUUAGGUAUUGUCUACAGCCAGCUGUUCGUUCUUUAAUAACUGUAUUCAACUUAAAUUUGGGUAUUGACUUAUCAGGAAAAAUUUUUGAAAGUAUUGGUAAUUCAUUAGAAAUAUCAAGAGACAACGGAGAAAAACAAAACAAACCAGCAUCAUUUCUUGAAUUAGCAAUGGAUUGGGAUUGUAUUCAUGUAGCAAAAGAAUUUGUUCUGAAAAAUUCACUAACAAAUAUACCGAAUCAAGAAGAAGCAUUUAUAAAGGCUUUAGAUAAAAAUUUACCGACAUUUAUCUAUGAAUUUCUGAGAUUAGGAAUGGAUCCGGCUGAAAUAUUCUUUCCACCAAUAAAAAUUUCUUCAAAACAAUCUCGAUAUAAGAAGUUUUUUGAAAAUCUUUAUCACGAUGGUGCAGUGAAUAGAGAUCAAACUCAUAUAAAAUAUUUUAUCAAUAGUGAUAAAGAAACUAAGACCAAAAAAAUUGAUACUCUUAAAUCACUUAAUAGUGUUCUAAGAAAUCUUAUUGGUGAUUAUAUGCAUGAACUUUACUUUGAAACAGAAGAAGAAGAAACUAGAGAUCGAAUAAAAUGGGGAUUAAUAAAAAGUUCUGUACAAUCACAAUCGUAUAAUUAUGACGAUAUUGAUAAAAGAUAUCAAUCAUAUGAAGAAAUAAAACGAUAUACACAUAAAUAUAUAAUACGUGAUUUAUUUUUAUGGGCUAUAUUAAUGAAUUAUAUUGAUAUGGCUAAAGUCUUUUUAUCUUUUUUGAAAUAUCGAAUAUGUUCAGCAUUGAUUGCAACAAAAAUUUUAAAAAAAUAUCAUUCAGUAGCAAUUUAUGGUGAAUUGAAAGACAACUAUGAGAAAAAUAUUAAAUAUUUUGAAAAAUAUGCAAUCAAUUGUCUAGAUAAAUGUGAUAAUCAUGAUAGAAAUCGAACUUGUAAUAUUGUUUUACAACGAAAUGAACUUUAUGGAUAUGUUACUUGUCUUCAAGUUGCUUCGGAUGCGAACGAUAAAUUAUUUAUUUCAACACCAUCUUGUGUAGAAGCUAUGAGAAAUGUUUUGUAUGAUAAACUUUAUCCAGAACAAACAAGUACAAAGAAUCGAGGAUCUUUGUUUAUUGGUUUUAUUUCGCUUGGUCUUUUCGCUUCUUAUCUUGUUCAAUAUCGGGAAAUUGAAAUGGAGAAAGAAGUUGGUGAAUCUCUUAAACCAACUUUGGAACCACAUGGUAUAAAUUAUUCUGAUCCAUAUUCACUUGAAUAUCCUCGUUGUAUUAAAACGAUGCCUAACUUAAGUCGACAUAUACAUCGAUUAAAAAAUUUUCAUUUAUCUGUAUUGACGAAAUAUUGCUAUCAUGUUGUAUUUUAUAUAUUUUUUCUUUUACUCUUCUCCUAUGUUCUUCUCUUUAAUUUUUCACCACCAACAAAUACAAAUCCAUCAAUACAUUGGACUGAAAUCUUAACAAUAAUUUUUGUUUCAUUUAUGUUACUAGAAGAAAUUCAUUAUUUUUUCACUCAAGAUAAUUUAACCUUUCUUGGACAAUUAAAACAUUUUUUUGGUGAUUUUUUUAAAUCAAUGACUACUCUUGCAUUUAUUCUUUUCUAUCUUGGACUAAUUCUACGAUUUAGAUAUGCAGAUACCGAAGAAAAAUUUGUUGUAGCAAGAGUAAUCAUGGCAUUUGAUAUAGAAAUAUGGUGGCUUCGUUGUAUGACAUUUAUUAUUGUUAUACCAUAUCUUGGACCACAUCUUGUAGCUAUUGGGAAAAUGAUUUAUGAUCUUUUAUUUUUCAUGUGCAUCAUUGGAAUAGUUAUCAUUGCAUAUGGUGUUGCAUCGCGCUCAAUGGUCUAUUAUCCAAAAGUGAACAAUUUUACCAGAGAAACAGGUGGUCCUAUAGAUGCUAGUUUUGAUGGUCGAAGUGUUUUUCGUCAAAUUAUAUAUCCUGUUUAUUAUUUAUUAUACGGAGAAUUUCACACCCAAUUAGACGAUCUUGAUAAUAAUUCAAAUGCUGGAUGGUCAAUUACAAAUCAUAUCUUACUUGCUAUUCAUAUGUUAUUUCUUAAUAUUUUACUUAUAAAUCUACUUAUUGCAAUGUUUAGUAAACGAUUUAAUCAAACUUAUGAAGAGACACGUCAAAUUUGGCAUUCACAACGAUAUUUAUUAAUACGUGAAUAUUUUACACGCUCACCAUUUAUACCACCAAUAAGUUUUAUGUGGAAUAUUUAUUAUUUAAUUCGUAUGCUCGUCUUCUUUAUAAAACGAACAGUUUCUAAUCCAUCAGCAGAUUAUGAAGCUAAAGUAUUCAAAAUGAUUGCAAAAGAUAUAUCUAUUUCAAAUAAAUGGCGCGAAUUUGAAGGCGCAUCAACAUAUGACUAUGCUCAUGAUGAGGUCAAAGCAUUGAACGCUGUGUCAAUGAAGUCAUCAAGUGCAUUAGAUGAAUUUCAAGAUAAUUUAUUGAAAUUAAGUUCAACUAUAGACCAAAUGGAAAUAGAAUUUGAUGAGGAUUGUAAGUAA